This is a messenger RNA of Telopea speciosissima, 786 nucleotides long. RefSeq names its product transcription factor MYB1-like. NCBI's taxonomy places the organism in Eukaryota, Viridiplantae, Streptophyta, Magnoliopsida, Proteales, Proteaceae. The transcript is spliced from 3 exons. The record is from RefSeq and is a predicted model, not a curated record. Bases 1 to 786 code for a protein of 261 amino acids.
AUGGAUAGGCAGUUGGCACUGAGAAAAGGUACUUGGACUAAAGAAGAAGAUCAUCUUCUACGCCAAUGCAUUGAGAAGUAUGGAGAAGGAAAGUGGCGCCAAAUUCCCCUUAGAGCAGGUCUAAGAAGAUGCCGAAAGAGCUGCAGGUUGAGAUGGUUAAACUAUCUCCGCCCCAAUAUCAAAAGAGGAGAGUUGACACAAGAUGAAGUUGACCUCCUCCUCAGGCUUCACAAGCUCUUAGGCAACAGAUGGUCCUUAAUCGCUGGUAGGCUUCCGGGAAGGACGGCCAACGAUAUCAAGAAUUACUGGAACACUCAUUUCACCGGAAAGACACCUGCUUCGAAACAGGAAGUGAUGGAAGCCAGAAGUCCUGUAAGCAAGAAAGUCGAAGUCAUAAAGCCUCGGCCAUGGACCUUCCCCAAAAGUUCACCUUGGCUGUUGGGAAGAAGAUUAUCUACUUCAACCUCGCCUGACUUAUCUGCUAUUAAUGCAGGUACUACUAGUAAUUCAAGAGAAACAUGUCCUAUUCUCCUUAGUAUUCAAGGGGACACUAGGGUAGAACAGGAAAGCGACUCUUUAGAUAAAGAAUUGGAGAAAGGCAAGACAGGCUGUAUUAGUGAAUGUGCAGAAGAUCUGAUUAGAAGUCUCUGGGUUGAAGAUUUGCAGCCAAUGAUAGAAGUUGGAAACGAAACUUCUUUGGAAGAAGGUAGCAUAGGUUGGAAUGAUGACUUCUUUUCGGAUUUCAACUUUUGGGAUACACUGUUAGUUGAAGAGGAACUUGUUUAA